Messenger RNA from Triticum turgidum subsp. durum (durum wheat), 1314 nucleotides. NCBI's taxonomy places the organism in Eukaryota, Viridiplantae, Streptophyta, Magnoliopsida, Poales, Poaceae. The record is from the annotation of a GenBank genome assembly.
AUGGCGAUGAACACAGCGCUCCUUCGGUUACUGCCUCUGCUGCUCCUGCUCCUGCCGCCUCCCCUCCGCCAUUACCUCUCACCGCCACCGAGUGAUCACGGCGGCGCAACCGAGCAGCUCCGAGUCUACCACCCCAUAAUUCUCUUCCCCGGCUUCAGCUGCCCCAACCUGGAGGUGCGGCUCACCGACGCCUACACGCCGUCGCUGCCACGCUGCGGGGCGCUCAAGGGCAAGGGAUGGUUCCCGCUCUGGAAGAACCCCUGGGACCUGCUCCGCCAUGACUACGUCCCGUGCUUCGAGGAGCAGAUAACCCUCGUCUUCGACCCCACCCUCGACGACUACCGCAACCUCCCCGGCGUCGAGACCCGCGUGCCGGGCUUCGGCUCCGCAUACGGAUUCACCUCCAAGAAUGACGUGCAUAACAUGUUUUGUAUGAUAAGGCUCCGUGAAGAACUGGAAGUACUAGGAUAUCGUGACAAAGAUACUCUUUUUGGAGCUCCGUACGAUCUACGUCAUGCUCCACCACCGCUCGGCCAGCCAUCUCAGGUGUACUCCGACUACUUUGCUCGUGUCAAGGAUCUGGUGCAACAUGCAAGUGGGAAGAACGGGAACAAGCCGGUCAUCCUCAUUGGUCAUAGCUUCGGCGGCAGGGUCAUCCUCGAUUUCCUCAACUCAACUUCCCUGUCAUGGAGGCAAAACCUCAUCAAGCAUAUAAUUGUCAUCUCGCCCACACCUUCUACGGGCUUCACCCAGGUAGUCACCAACCUCGCAUCCGGACCGGAUGUUAUUGGUGUUCCAACCGUUCCAUCGCUUGCUUUGCGGCCAAUGUGGAGGGCCUUCGCGAGUUCCCUUCUGUCCCUGCCAUCUCCCGCUGUUUUUGGUCACAAGCCGCUCAUAAUCACCAAAAACAGGAACUACUCAGCAUACGACUACCCGCAUUUUCUCGCGGCACUCGGUUUCGGUACAGACGAAGUUGUGCCCUUCAUGAAACGGGUGCUUCCGACGAUGCUGAGGAUUGACGCGCCAAUGGUACCAACCACAUACCUCAAUGGGGUCGGCAUACAAACCAUGGAGCAGGUGGUAUACUGGGAAGGUAACUUUGACAUCGCCCCUGAGAUCGUACAUGGCGAUGGAGAUGGGUGCAUCAAUUUGAUUAGCGUAUUGGCGUUUGCCAAGGAGCUACAUAGACAGCAACAGCGGAAUAACAUACCCUUCAAGUUCAUCAAGAUUGAUCAUGUCACACACUAUGAUAUUGUUAGCCGGGAGCAUUCGCUUAGAAUAAUUAUGACUGAACUUCUAGAAGCAAAUUGUUGA